AUGACCUGGACAUUAUUGGCCGCAGGAUUCUGCUUCUACAUUCCCGAAUCCAGCAAGGCACAUGUCGGCAUGAUUGCAUGCUUUGUCUACGUGUUUACAGUCCUUUACUCGGUUGGUCAGGGCCCCAUUGCGUUCGUGUACUCAGCAGAAGUUUUUCUAUUAUCACAUCGAGAGAUCGGCAAUAGCUGGGCGGUUUCCGCGACAUUCGCGUUGUCGUCGGCUCUAUCGCUGACGUUUCCGUUGAUGCUGAACAAGUUCAAUCCAACAGGCGCCUUUGGUUUCUAUGCUGGUAUGAACAUGGUUGUAUUCGUCUCGAUGUUCCUCUUUGUCCCUGACACUAGCGGCUACACUUUGGAAGAACUUGACCACGUUUUUGCCGUGACUUCGAGACAGUUCAUCACUUAUCAGGUGACGAAGGUACUACCAUGGGCGGUGAGACGAUGCCUUUUCAAGCGUAGGGAGUGUCCAGAGCCACUAUACCAGCUUGAGCCCAGUAGACAAUAG
Messenger RNA from Exophiala xenobiotica, 504 nucleotides. RefSeq lists its product as uncharacterized. The coding region runs from base 1 to 504 and encodes 167 amino acids. Gene Ontology annotation, molecular function: myo-inositol:proton symporter activity. Gene Ontology annotation, cellular component: membrane. Gene Ontology annotation, biological process: transmembrane transport. NCBI's taxonomy places the organism in Eukaryota, Fungi, Ascomycota, Eurotiomycetes, Chaetothyriales, Herpotrichiellaceae. The transcript is spliced from 4 exons. The record is from RefSeq and is a predicted model, not a curated record.